AUGUUAUCUACAAGGAGAGCAAUAUCUAAAGUAUGUGAACUGCUAUAUGGCAUUGAUAGCAAGAAUCUUAAAGGAUUAAUUGGUAUGGCUUCACAAAGACAACUUUCUUCGAAAGAAAUAUUUGCCUUGGAAGAUAAGUGUGGUUGCCGAAACUAUGCGCCUCUUGCUGUAGCAUUGUCACGAGGAGAAGGCCCAUUUGUGUGGGACGUGGAAGGGAAGAAAUACUUUGACUUCUUAAGUGCGUAUUCAGCCGUAAACCAGGGUCACUGUCAUCCUAGAAUUAUACAGGCUUUGAAGGAACAGGCUGAUGUACUUACUUUGGUGUCUAGAGCAUUUUAUUCCGACAAGUUAGGAGAGUACGAAAAAUUUAUGACAGAAAUUUUCGGUUUUGAUCGUCUGUUACCCAUGAACACUGGGGUCGAAGGUGGCGAGAGUGCUUGUAAAAUAGCUCGGAAGUGGGGCUAUGAUGUCAAGAAGAUACCUGAGAAUCAGGCAAAGAUAAUAUUUGCGAAAGGCAAUUUCUGGGGGCGCACGCUAUCGGCUGUAUCAUCUUCUACAGAUCCUGACUGCUAUACUGGAUUCGGUCCAUACAUGCCUGGUCUUAUGGUUGUUCCAUAUAAUGAUAUCCAAGCUUUAGAAAAAGAGUUGCAAGAUCCUAACGUAGCAGCUUUUAUGGUAGAACCCAUACAGGGCGAGGCGGGAGUCAUCAUUCCUGACGAUGGAUACUUGAAGAAGGUGCGAGAAUUGUGCACUAAGUACAAUGUGCUUUGGAUUGCUGAUGAAGUACAGACUGGUCUCGGGCGCACUGGAAAAUUACUGGCCGUUGAGCACGAAGGUGUCAAGCCAGACAUUUUGAUUUUGGGCAAAGCUUUGAGUGGUGGUGUUCUGCCUGUCUCCGCGGUUCUAGCUAAUAACAAUGUUAUGGAUGUAAUAAAACCCGGUACUCACGGUUCGACGUACGGAGGAAACCCGUUGGCUUGUGCGGUGGCCACAGAGGCUAUCAAGGUGUUACUAGAAGAAAAGCUGGCAGAGAACGCUGCGCUCUUAGAGCCGAUCUUAAGGGCGGAGCUUGAGAAGAUUCCUAAAGACAUGGUCACUGCCAUACGUGGUCGUGGACUCAUGUUCGCUAUUGAUGUACACGAGAGUAUCCCAGCCUAUGGCGUGUGUCAGCGGCUAAAGGAGGCUGGUUUGCUGGCAAAGCCCACACACGGUCAGACCAUUCGCCUCGCCCCACCUUUAGUGAUCACUGAGCAGCAGUUACGAGAUGGCGCUCAGCUUAUUCAGAAAGCCUUUCAAUCUUAUAAAUAA
Molecule: messenger RNA, 1308 nt
Organism: Pieris macdunnoughi
Lineage: Eukaryota; Metazoa; Arthropoda; Insecta; Lepidoptera; Pieridae
Source: the annotation of a GenBank genome assembly